AUGGCGCAAGCCGCCAAGCAGCUCCGCAAAACCAAGGACCUCGCGGAGGCCGCCGCCCAGGAGCAGAGGGAGAAGGAGGAGGAAAAGAUAAAAAAGAGGAAUCGAUCCAGGGACCGCAGGCGCAAGGCUGAUGCAGCCACCAGCUUUCUGCGUGCAGCUCGUUCAGGGAACCUGGACAAGGCUCUGGAUCACAUCAAGAAUGGACUCGACAUCAACACAGCUAAUCAAAAUGGUCUCAACGGGUUACACCUGGCCUCUAAAGAAGGUCACGUCAAAAUGGUCCUGGAGCUCCUACACGCUGGCAUUGAGCUGGAAGCCACCACCAAGAAAGGGAACACUGCUCUCCAUAUUGCAGCACUGGCCGGGCAGGAGAAAGUGGUGGCUGAGCUUGUCAACUACGGUGCCAACGUUAAUGCCCAGUCACAUAAAGGGUUCAGUCCUCUCUACAUGGCAGCACAGGAGAAUCACUUAGAGGUGGUCAAGUUCCUGCUCGAGAACGGUGCCAAUCAGAGCCUCCCAACCGAGGAUGGCUUCACUCCCCUGGCCGUAGCCCUCCAGCAGGGCCAUGAAAACGUUGUGGCGCUGCUCAUCAACUAUGGCACCAAGGGCAAGGUGCGCCUCCCCGCCCUGCACAUCGCUGCACGAAACGACGACACGCGCACCGCCGCAGUACUCCUACAGAACGAUCCCAACCCCGAUGUGCUCAGCAAGACUGGUUUCACACCUCUCCAUAUUGCAGCCCACUAUGAGAACAUGAGCGUAGCCCAGCUGCUGCUUAACAGAGGAGCCAAUGUGAACUUUAUACCCAAGAAUGGCAUCACGCCCCUUCAUAUAGCCGCCAGGAGGGGCAAUGUGAUGAUGGUCAGACUACUGCUGGACAGAGGAGCACAGAUUGAUGCCAAAACUAAGGAUGAGCUGACUCCUCUCCACUGUGCAGCCAGGAAUGGCCAUGUUCGCAUUAUUGAGAUCCUGCUGGAACACGGUGCUCCCAUCCAGGCUAAAACCAAGAAUGGUCUGUCUCCCAUCCACAUGGCAGCUCAGGGGGAUCACAUGGACUGUGUCAGGCAGCUACUGCAAUACAACGCUGAGAUUGACGAUAUCACGCUGGACCAUUUAACCCCUCUUCAUGUAGCAGCCCACUGUGGUCACCAUCGCAUGGCCAAAGUCCUACUGGACAAGGGGGCCAAAGCCAAUGCACGCGCUCUGAAUGGCUUCACACCUCUACAUAUUGCUUGCAAGAAGAACCACAUGCGGUCCAUGGACCUGCUGCUUAAGCACUCUGCUUCUUUGGAAGCUGUCACAGAGUCUGGUCUCACUCCUCUUCAUGUAGCAGCAUUCAUGGGCCAUCUGAACAUAGUGAAGAACCUGCUCCAAAGAGGUGCUUCACCUAAUGCUUCCAAUGUGAAAGUGGAGACUCCCCUGCACAUGGCCUCAAGAGCGGGACACUGUGAAGUUGCUCAGUUCCUGCUGCAGAACGCAGCGCAAGUGGAUGCCAAGGCUAAGGAUGACCAGACACCUCUACACUGCGCAGCCCGUAUGGGCCACAAGGAGCUUGUCAAGCUGCUCCUUGAGCACAACGCCAACACCGACUCGGCUACAACGGCAGGCCAUACACCCUUACACAUCGCUGCACGUGAAGGACACGUCCACACCAUUCGAAUAUUGCUGGAUGCUGGAGCACAGCAAAUCAAGAUGACAAAGAAAGGCUUCACUCCCCUCCACGUGGCCUCUAAAUAUGGAAAGGUGGACGUGGCGGAACUACUUCUGGAGAGAGGAGCCAACCCUAAUGCAGCUGGGAAGAAUGGUCUGACACCCCUUCAUGUGGCCGUCCAUCACAACAACCUGGAUGUUGUUAAACUUCUGGUCAGCAAGGGAGGAUCUGCACACAGCACUGCUCGAAAUGGCUACACGCCCCUGCACAUAGCAGCCAAGCAGAACCAGAUGGAGGUGGCCAGUUGUCUGCUGCAGAAUGGGGCUUCACCCAAUGCCGAGUCCCUCCAAGGCAUCACGCCCCUGCACCUCGCGUCACAGGAGGGACGGCCUGACAUAGUGGCUCUGCUCAUCUCCAAACAGGCCAACGUUAAUCUGGGAAACAAGAAUGGACUGACUCCUCUGCAUCUUGUGGCUCAGGAGGGUCACGUGGGUAUCGCUGACACUUUGGUCAAACAGGGAGCUUCCGUUUACGCUGCUUCACGGAUGGGCUACACACCCCUUCAUGUGGCCUGUCACUAUGGCAACAUCAAGAUGGUGAAGUUCCUUCUGCAGCAGCAGGCUCACGUGAACAGCAAGACAAGGAUGGGCUACACCCCUCUACACCAGGCAGCUCAGCAGGGCCACACUGAUAUUGUCACCCUGUUGUUGAAACACGGAGCCCAGCCCAAUGAGAUUACUUCGAAUGGGACAUCUCCAUUGGGCAUUGCGAAGCGGCUGGGUUACAUAUCUGUCAUUGACGUGCUGAAGCUGGUUACCGAAGAGUCUGUCUCCACGAUCACUACAGAAAAGCAUCGGAUGAGUUUUCCUGAAACAGUGGAUGAGAUUUUGGAUGUCUCAGAGGAUGAAGGGGUUGCCCAGCUAACGUUAGGAGAUGAGUUGCUCGGGAUGGAUGGAGCCCGCUACUUAAAGCUCGAUGACUUCAAGGACCAGGACGAUGACUUCCUCUCCCCUAAGAAGACUCUAAGAGACUUUGAGGGUGGCUUGGGUACAACCCCAUAUUCGCCUGCUAUUCCCAGGAUCCCUUGUGUGUCCCCAGAGACAGUUCUGCUGGAUCAGCAUACCCCCAUCCCCCUGCCAAAGGAAUAUGAUGAAGACUCUCUUAUCCCGAGCAGUCCUGCUACGGAGACUUCAGACAAUGUCAGCCCCGUGGCCAGCCCUAUUCACACGGGCUUCCUGGUGAGUUUCAUGGUGGAUGCUCGAGGAGGCUCCAUGCGAGGCAGCAGACACCACGGCCUGCGGGUUAUCAUUCCACCUCGAACCUGCGCCGCGCCGACACGCAUUACCUGCCGUCUGGUCAAACCUCAGAAACUGACCACGCCUCCUCCACUGGUGGAGGGGGAGGGGCUUGCUAGCCGCAUCAUCUCCCUAGGGCCGUCCAGUAUGCAGUUCCUUGGGCCAGUAAUUGUUGAAAUCCCACACUUUGCCUCACUGGGCCGGGGGGACCGAGAGCUCGUGGUCCUCCGCAGCGAAAAUGGCUCGGUCUGGAAGGAACAUCGCAAUCGCUAUGGCGACGAAGUGUUGGAAACUAUUCUGAAUGGCAUGGAUGAAGACCUGGAGAGUCAAGAGGAGCUGGAGAAGAAGAGAAUCCGCCGGAUCAUCUCCACUGACUUCCCCCUCUACUUUGCUGUGGUCUCCCGCAUUCAGCAGGAGAGUGACCUGAUCGGUCCGGAGGGUGGGCGGCUGACCAGUAAGCUGGUGCCCCAUGUUGAGGCCAUCUUCCCCGAGACAGCCGUCACCAAAAGAGUGAGACUGGGACUGCAGGCGCAGCCAAUCCCCGAUGAACUGCUGACUCGACAGCUUGGUAACCAAGCGACCUUCAGCCCAGUGGUUACCAUCGAACCACGCCGACGCAAAUUCCACCGUCCAAUCGGAUUGCGCAUCCCAUUGCCACCAUCCUGGAGAGAGAGUCCUCGGGAUGCUGGGGAGGGAGAUACCACCAGCUUGCGCCUCCUCUGCAGUGUCAUUGGUGGAACAGCACCAGCUCAGUGGGAGGACAUCACUGGAACCACAAAGCUGAUGUACACCAAUAACUGUGCCAACUUUACCACCAAUGUAUCUGCAAGAUUCUGGCUGGCAGACUGUCCACGCACGGCAGAGGCAGUGACCUUUGCUAACUUGCUGUACCGUGAGCUAAUGGCCGUGCCAUAUAUGGCCAAGUUUGUUAUUUUUGCCAAGAUGAAUGAAGCGCGUGAGGGACGCUUGCGUUGCUACUGUAUGACCGAUGACAAGAUGGACAAAACGCUGGAGCUGCAUGAAAACUUCACUGAAGUGGCCCGCAGUCGAGAUAUUGAGCUGAUGGAGGGCAUGCCGCUGCACCUGGAGUGUUCUGGGAACCUGGUGCCAGUCAGGAAGGCCACCCAGCAGCCUCGCAGCUUCAGCUUCCAGGCCUUCAGAGAUAACAGACUGCCCGUCUCUGUCAAGGUCAGAGAUAGCAAUAAGGACGCCACUGGGUUUUUAUCCUUUCUGCGGAAGUGCACAAAGUACGAGGACACACAGCACGUACUGUGUAACCUUAACAUAACCAUGCCGCCUUGUGUCAAGGUUGUUGGAAGUGAAGAGCGCAGGAGAACUUUAACCCCUCUAGCCCUGAGAGAGCGCUACAGUGCGCUGAACGAGCCUGGUGUGGCCGCAGUGAAUGCCAUGGAGAGGACCGAGAUCAAAAUCAACAUCAUAUCUGAACAGCUGGGUUUGAGCUGGGCAGAGCUGGCACGAGAGCUUCAGUUUGGUGUGGACGACAUCAAUAGGAUCCGUGUAGAGAAUCCCAACUCACUGUUGGACCAGAGCUCUGCCCUGCUCAACCUGUGGGCUAGCAGAGAAGGCAAAAGGGCCAAGAUGGAGAGCCUGUACACUGCUCUGAAGAACAUUGACCGUGCAGACAUUGUGACGUCUCUGGAAGGUCAGGCUCCGCAGCCAGCACCCGGUUCUUCAGAGGAGGGUGCCUGUCGACUCGGCGACCGCGACUCCACCCUGCUGUCCCCUAGUGUCAUCAACGAGAUCACGGACACAAGGCCAUCGCGCCUAGUGCACAAGCCACGAGUUAUUAGACCCCCGUUUUUCAGAAGGGGUUAUGGGCUGGUGCAGGAGGAGCUUCUGUCCCCAGCCUCCAUGCAGUACAGCUUGCCCUCUCCACUGGGUGUGGAGCCCUACUGGCAAGAAGUGUCCAGCCUCGAGUGUGCCCCCAUUGCCACCACGGAGGAAGACACAUUAAUGGAGUUGUCGGACGUUCAGGUGUGGCCAGCAGGGGUCAGCCCCUCGCUGGUUACAGUCGAGGAUUCAUCUCUAGAGGGCAGCAGUCGAGCGGAUGACUCCGAGGGUGCCACACUCUCCCUCCCCUGCAGCUUGGGCCGCCCAAGCAGUGGAGCCAGCGUGGCCAGCGGCUCCAUCAUGGAGCUGGAGGAGGAGGAGGAGGAGGAGGAGGAGGGGGAGGUUGAGGAGGAGGAGGCACCACAGGAGCCAGCAGGUGCACUGGCAGAAAGGGACAGGGUGAGGGCCAGUGGAGCUGUUCCCAAGGUCAACCUAAACGGCCAGCUGGGAGGUCAGAGGUCGGAUGUCAGGAGAGGGGAGGCCCUUGCGGCAGGAGGAGGAGCAAAAGGAGGAGGUGCAGGGCUGGGUUCAGUGGAAGGGAUUUCUGUUGUUGCAGGCCAGCAGGUGUAUGCCCAGCGGUGUGAGAUGUCGGGACUGAGUCGGGCUGCAGAGCACAAUGGAGACAACCGGGUGGUGGGAGGCGGAGCAUUUCAACCCUAUUUACCGGACAAGGACUCCCUGCAGGGCUGGGUGGGCUCAGUGCCAUCGGGACGUGACGGCAGCGUGCCCGGCUUGCGUGUGGCCCAGGAGGCUCUGCUGACUCCGGAGGCGGGCCAACAUGCUUGGGAACAGGAGCAGAGGCGGGUCCAGAGAGAGGAGAAAGAGGACUAUGGUGCUGAGGCGCAGUUUGUUGGUGAACACGGAAACAUGCUCGCUAGAAAGGUGGGGGUGGAUGUGAGAAAGGGUGCUCAGUCAGUGCAGCGCAGCAGUCUGCGGAGAGUUAAACACUGAAAUACAAACACUACCCAGUCCUCCAGGACCGGAGAGCCACUGCCAAAACAUCCUCCACAAAAACACAACCAGACCGCGUAGGGAAAUGAGCAAGGGAGGAGAGGAAGACUAAGACAAAGACUAAGAAGUGCAAACUACAAAAUGACAAACACAGAAUCGUCCUCAACGUGUGACCAUGGAGAAUUACAAAAGAAAAGAAGGGGAGAAAAAAAAGAGGAGUUCAACUUGUAGUUUUAUAAUAUUUGUAAAGAAAAUGAUCAACUAGACCAAGGCAUGAUGAUUCUUUUUUCUACAAAAAAACAUAAAUGUCAGCAAAAUAACCAAGAAAAAAAAAGCAACAAAACGUG
Xiphias gladius (swordfish) is the source of this 6095-nucleotide messenger RNA. RefSeq names its product ankyrin 1, erythrocytic b (gene ank1b). Lineage: Eukaryota; Metazoa; Chordata; Actinopteri; Istiophoriformes; Xiphiidae. The transcript is spliced from 45 exons. Gene Ontology annotation, biological process: signal transduction. The coding region runs from base 1 to 5748 and encodes 1915 amino acids. The record is from RefSeq and is a predicted model, not a curated record. Gene Ontology annotation, molecular function: protein binding.